GCAGCCCGCUCGUCAGGCGCUCGCUUUCCUGGAGGGGGGAGCAGCCCUGCCAUCUGCCGCCUUGGGUUGGUAACUCAACGCCGCCCGUCCCCUUGCCGGCUCCAGCCUUGGCGGAGAAAGUGAUGGAGCAAGCGACUCCCUGCCAGCCGGCCCCCGACAACCUGAAGGUGCUGCACACCAAUGACUCGUACCGCAACUGCAGCGCAGAGACAGGGGUCUACCAAGAUGCCACCCCGCUCUCCUGGAAGAUCGUCCUCACCAUUAUCUUGGCUCUGAUCACCCUCGCCACCAUGCUGUCCAAUGCAUUUGUCAUCGCCACCGUCUAUCAGACGAGAAAAUUGCACACUCCGGCCAACUAUCUCAUAGCCUCCCUGGCUGUCACGGACCUUCUCGUGUCCAUCCUCGUCAUGCCCGUUAGCACCAUGUAUACUGUGACCGGGAAAUGGACUUUAGGCCAGAUCGUCUGCGAUAUCUGGCUGUCUUCGGAUAUUACUUGUUGCACAGCCUCCAUCCUUCACUUGUGUGUCAUCGCGCUGGACAGAUACUGGGCGAUCACCGAUGCGGUUGAAUAUUCUACCAAAAGGACUCCCAAGAGGGCAGCUGGCAUGAUCGCUUUGGUCUGGGUCUUCUCCAUCUCCAUCUCCAUGCCGCCUUUGUUUUGGCGUCAAGCGAAAGCGGAAGACGACACUGACUGUGUGGUGAACACAGAUCACAUACUGUACACCGUGUACUCCACAGUGGGAGCCUUCUACUUCCCCACCUUGCUGCUGAUUGCCCUCUAUGGAAGGAUCUAUGUGGAAGCCAGAUCUCGAAUUUUGAAACAGACGCCAACGAAAAGAGGCAAAAGAUUAACAAGGGCUCAUUUAAUCACCGAUUCCCCCGGAUCAUCUUCAUCUGUUACCUCCAUCAAUUCCAAGGCCCCAGAGGCUUCCAGUGAAACGGGGUCUCCUGUAUACAUGAAUCAGGUCAAGGUGAAGGUCUCGGAUGCCCUUCUGGAGAAAAAGAAACUCACGGCCGCCAGAGAACGGAAAGCUACCAAGACUCUAGGGAUUAUUUUAGGAGCCUUCAUCGUCUGUUGGUUGCCCUUCUUCAUCAUCACUUUGGUGUUGCCUAUUUGCAAGGACGCUUGCUGGUUCCACAUGGCCAUCUUUGACUUUUUCACCUGGCUAGGGUAUCUCAACUCUUUAAUCAACCCCAUAAUCUAUACAAUGUCCAAUGAAGACUUCAAACAAGCUUUUCAUAAAUUGAUGCGUUUUAAAUGCGCGAGCUGAAUGUUGAACGCACUGUGGUCUCCAGGGCUGCUUGAGUACAGUUUUGUGUCUGAUUCGACAGGUAGGUUGACUCUUCUUACCAUGUUAUCAUGUCGCUAAAAGGCUGCUCUAAUGCGAGAGUGAAGCUCAAUGAGGAGAACGCGCAAGCAGGGCUUAGCUUCCCUUCAGAAGGGCGAAUCUGUAAAAGUUUCUCCUCUAGCCCUGGUAAUGACACUUCUGCUUCCGAUCCCGCUAAGUAGCGAUGCCCUAAAAAGCACUAUGGUGUCUCCCUGGAUUAUGCCCUCUAGAGCCCAUAGAGCACUAUGGUAGGAAAUGGAAAGCUUUUGGACACGUCCUUUGGACAGAUCUACAGCUUGGCAGUACUUGAACUAGAAGUUUAUCGCCCAGUAUGUCCUAGGAGAACUUUAUUUACCUGCUGAAAGCAAGCCCCUUGGCAAUGUCUUGCUACAACUAUCUUGCUCUUUAUUUUUUUAAUUAAAAACCUUCCGGAAUGAGCCAUGUGGACGUGGUAAGGCUCCAAAACCUAGCUUGUACUCGGACAGAGCAGACACCUGGAAGAAUGGCAAUGAUGGGUUGAGUCUAACCGCCUCUGACUCGUUUAUACUUGAAACUGGGGAUGGGAAGGGAGGGGAUAUUGACUAUGGGAAGAGCAACCCCGUGGUGUUUGUUUUCCCGCCGCUGUGUGACUUAUUUCUGUUUAGCUAUUGUCAAAUCACGUCUAACAAAUCAAACUAAAUUGUACGUGCGCUCGUGCCAAAGCCUGCAAGCUGCUUUCAUUUUAUUACCGCUACACGUUUCUGACAUUUUACACAUUUAAACGCGCAGCCAACGAAGGCCCAUAAGGAGUGACUCACACCAAUCUGCUGUUAUUCCACAUAUUAAUACAGUCAUUUAGCACAAUUAACGUUGAACAACCCUAUCUUUUAAAGAUGCCUUUGAUCUCUAAUCCAAUCCUGCCAAUCUGGCAAGUGGUUAAAAAAGCUGAAGUUAAUUCAGAACAGAAGACUGAUCAAAUAGAACCUAAUCUGAUUAAAAUGACACUGGGUCAUAUUAAGCAAGCCGUGGUGGGUGUUUUUUUUUUUUUUUUUACCAGUGCAGGAAUUUUAAAAUGUGACGUUUCCUCUCCUUGUACUCCUUUGCAUUAAGAUUCCUUCCACUUCAAAUUCCCUUCUCCUAUACCAUUUGCACUUUCGGAGACCUGCUCCCUUUCCAGGAAUAUCUGCAAUGCAAUAUAGUAAAAAUCCUCAACUAGCUCUGGUCUCUUGAUUAUUUUUCUCCUUGGGAGAAUUAACUGAAAUCCAUGGGCUGCCUUCCAUUUCUAUCUGUUCUAAGGUAAAGGUAGCUAGUUUCAGUGUGUCCAGAUUUUGCUCAAAGAGUUUUGGAGCUUUCGGAGCAAUAUUCAGAUAACCAGGAGUUCUAUAGUGUUCAUUGGGAUGAAUAAAUGUUGCUUUCAAAUCUCUAUUCCAUAUUACACUAAGUGCCAGCACAGCCCUCUUAUUUGCUCCUCUCAGGGGACAGACAGAAAAGUCAUUACUUCUCUAGACAGAAAGCUUAGAGGAUUUCACUGUGCAAUUGGUGCCUGAUCCAAAGCCUCCAAAAUCCACUAUGGAUUUUUCUAUCUAGUUUAACUGGUUUUGCAUCUGGCCCUGUUUUAGGAGUGACCUUAACUUCAACACAGUCUGGGUUUCAUGCUGACUUUGAACACCUCCAAUUCCGUUAGGUUUCAAAGACAGCUUUUGCCUGAGUGAGUGUUGCAGGAUUGGGAUAAUUUGAAAUAAGAUUUUAAUAUAAACAGUAACAUUAUAUAAACAACCCCACUAAAGUUAGUGUUCCAAAGAAGUCUAGUUCACAUGUUGAACAACUAUACCUAACAUCACAUUUAGCUUGAUAUGAGGUUUUAUAUACACACUUCAGUGCCAUUUUAUGCAGAGUGCUUACUGUCAUUGUUGUGACACUUUAAUUCUAUGAUUUUCCCCAUUUUUUUUGUCUGCAGAAUCAAGUUGCUAUUGUAAAGACACAUUACUUUACUCCCCACCCCCACUUGUCAGAUUCAUGAUGCUGCAAAAACAUCAAAACAUACUGCCACAAAACUGUUCUGACCUGCAUCUCAAUUUAAUGAUUUUGUAAAGAUUCUGUUCCAAAAAGAGGACAACUUCAAAAAUCAAGAUUUAGAACUCAUGAGGGUUGGAAACAAAAUCUGAAAAUAAAAUGUCUAUUUUGCAGGCUUGUCUUAAGUUUUCUUUUUCAAAUUGUAGGGGUGUCCCUAAUAGUUUUGUGUCGUCUGUAUUAGCAUAGUUGUACUCAUGUGCACCUAUAAUUUCUUUCUUUUUAGUGGAAGGAGUUGUUAACUUUGCUAAAGGAUUGGAGGAAAACUGUGGCAUUUGAAAAUAGGAACAUAACAGUAAACUGUGUAAAUGACUCCUUGGGUGGAACAUGUUUGAGAAGUAGAAGUGUGCAAUAUUUUAAAACAAUAGCAAAUACAAAUACUGUACUAAUAAGAAUCCUAGACAUAUUCAGAUGCUUUGCACAUAUUGCUGUGCCCUCAGGGGGAUUUAUCACUUACCAAAUGCUCUCUCUUGUGUUAUAGUUUCCUUCAUAAGUUUUAACACUUCUGCUCAUAAAGAAGGAAAAACAAAAAGUUCUAUGUUCUUUACUUUUAACCGGCUGGGAUUAAGUACUGUUUGAUGUUGUAACUAACAUUUUUUUGUUUUUGUAUCCAGUUGCACACCCUUACUGCAUCACACACUGGAGAAUUUAGCAUCUAAAUUACUUAAUAUCUUGUAUUCAGCUCUGUAGGGAGAUGAAGCAGUUUGAUUUGUCAAAAAAACCACAGCACCUGCAAAAUAAAUACCCAUAAUCCUGGAUAAACUGAUGUCAGACAGCAGUGAAAUAACUCUCAUUUCAUUAUCUUAUUUGAUUUUUUGUUUGUUUUAUUCAGCUAAAACUUUAAGACAACUCUACUUAAGUCCAGCCGUCAAAAUUAAGAGCUUCAGACUGUGGUCACCUGCUGUGAUACAAGUGCAUUGAGUGUUCCUCCUAUGUGUAAUUGAAAAUGAAAUACAAACAAUAAAAAGCUUCACUAUGUUCUCAAGAGUAUUUAGUAGCAAUUG
Molecule: messenger RNA, 4381 nt
Organism: Pelodiscus sinensis (Chinese soft-shelled turtle)
Lineage: Eukaryota; Metazoa; Chordata; Testudines; Trionychidae
Source: RefSeq, a predicted model, not a curated record